AUGAGUUACAUUUCGUUUUCAAUGUCAUGCAUCCUCAUUGUAAGUGGACUAGGGGUGUUACUGGGGCCGAACAGACAUCCCUAUGGGCGAUAUUCCACGAAAGGGUACGGGUUUUUUGUGCCGGUUAAGUUGGCCUGGGUCGUGCAAGAGUCUCCGGCGUUUUUCAUUCCUCUGGCGCUAAGAUUGAUGAAAGGAAUUGCUUGGAUCUCAUCAGAUUGUGUGCUCUUAUUGUUUAUGCUCCACUACUUCCAGCGUUCAUUCGUGUAUCCUGUCUUGAUCACAGCGGGUAAACCUUCUCCUCUGAGCGUCGUCAUUAGUGCAUUCACAUUUUGUGCUUUCAACGGAUACCUUCAGGCUCGAUACCUUUUGAAUGAAGUCUCGUAUGAAGAUCCGCGUUUAACGAGUUUAUCGUAUCUGUGCGGAUUUGUAAUAUUUAUUUUAGGGAUGGCGAUCAACUUGCAUUCAGAUCACGUUUUAAGGUCGUUGCGCAAAAAUGAUUCGGAAGGCGGUUACAAAAUUCCUUACGGGGGAUUGUUUCAGUUUGUUUCUGCCGCAAAUUAUUUUGGAGAAAUAGUCGAAUGGUGGGGUUAUGCACUGGCCAUGAGCGGUCUUCCUGGGUGCGCCUUCGCGUUUUUCACAACCUGUAUGUUGACAAAGCGUGGUCUGGAUCAUCACCAGUUCUAUCUUGAGAAGAUUCCUAAUUAUCCUAGGGACCGAAAAGCUGUGAUACCUUUCAUCUUAUGA
Molecule: messenger RNA, 744 nt
Organism: Notodromas monacha
Lineage: Eukaryota; Metazoa; Arthropoda; Ostracoda; Podocopida; Cyprididae
Source: the annotation of a GenBank genome assembly